AUGGCCACCAUCCGCUGUGCGCCCGGGGGGUCAUACACGGCGCAUAUUCUACAGCGCAGGGCGCCUCGAGUGGAUCUGGACUCAGCCCUUAGUUCGACCACGACGUCCGACGAGGCAUCAUCCGAUCUUGUACCCUUCGUAGCUGGCACUACGUCGUUGGACGGUCUCGUGAACGAUCAUACCAACGAACGGCAUUCGCGCCUCGCCAAUCUUGGUUGUAACUCCGACAUAUUCCCCGACGGACUAACUGCGCAGAGCGCAAUACUCUUGCCAUCCAGUCCUCGAGUUCGGACGUCAGUACGCGGUAUCGCUGCGGGUUUCAAGGAGAAGGUUGGACGACAUCUUCGAAGAUUGUCCAAUGAAUUCAGAGGCAGGAGGGGGGAUCUCGCGGCACGUCAAGCUAUCGCAGCCAACCGUGAUCGACUCCGUGAUACGCGAUAUGAGAUCCCACUCGUCAGCCCAGCUCUUGCCGAAGUCUCGUCCACGACACGGUCGAAUCUCUCUAGCCGGGACUCCACAAUCAGUGAUGAUGGCCUUGCUCCGUCUGCAGACCGUGUGAUUGGCGAGCCUGCAAGAGUGGCCGGGGUAACUGUGUUGGAUGACGGCAGAGUCACCUAUCAACCUUUUGCGCCCGCGGGGGAAGGCGGCUUUGCCUCCGUCUUUUACGCGCAUGCCCACCCGUACCUCGCCAAGAAUGAGAGCUUGUACCCGAAGGUGGUCGCGAUCAAGGUCUUCAAUCGUCGGCGGCUCGCGGAUAGGGAAAUCAGUAUACGUCAUGUCGGAGACGAAUGCAAGGCUUUGCAGCAUGCGACGCGUUCGCCUAGCCCGUUCUUGACCCGUCUCAUCUCAACCUUCUACGACGAUCGACAUAUCUAUGCUGUUAUGCACGCGUACGUAGGCACCCUCGCCGACAGGCUUUGCGAUACCAACCGACGGAUGCCGGCGCAUGAAAUCAAGCAGCUAGCGUCGGAGUUGAUCGUAGGAGUGCAGGCUGUUCACGGGAUGAGUUACAUCCAUCGAGACUUGAAGGCGGAGAAUGUCUUCCUCUCUCCAGCAGGACAUCUCGUUAUUGGCGAUUUCACGACCGUCAUCAAUCCCGCUCGCCGCAAGCGUCCCGGGUCAAAAGAUUGGCUUUCAGAACGCAUACGUGCAGAAAGCCAACCUGUGGGAACUCCCCUUCGUUACGCCCCCGAGCAACUGAGCGCCGAGUUCUACACGUCCAAAGUCGAUCUCUGGGCUAUUGGGCUGAUGAUGUUCGAGCUGUUUCGCGGCAACUGCACCGACGUCGUCUUCUGUCCAUCAGAACGCGACGAGCAUCCUGGCUCCGUUGAAAUCCUCACCAAGAAUCUACGGCCAGAGAUCGAUCUAUACGUUGACGAAGUGCAGGCGCGACGCCUCGUUCGUCGUCUGCUAUCUAGGGAUCCUGAGACGCGUCCGUCGAUCCGCCAAAUGAUGAGGGACUCGUACUUUAUCCCGUCUGGACGUGAGCAGGAUGUGGAGGAGUACUGGGGGAAGAUCGAGCGUGGCGAUAAUCCCGCAUUCUAUCCCCCACCCAAAAUCGUCGCCCCCAAAACAAGCAAGCUGGACCUCUUCUUCAGGACGCCGGAGCGUGAGCCGCCUCAAGCCCCCGAGGUUGGAUUCGAUCCCACAUAUCCUGCAUAUCACUACGAAUGUGACGAGUCGCUUCUGAUCCUGGAUGAGAACGUGUACGGGAGACUUGCAGUGGUGGAAGUCUGA
Molecule: messenger RNA, 1737 nt
Organism: Peniophora sp. CBMAI 1063
Lineage: Eukaryota; Fungi; Basidiomycota; Agaricomycetes; Russulales; Peniophoraceae
Source: the annotation of a GenBank genome assembly